UAAUGACGUCAUGAAGUUACCGAAGUUGUUUACAAAUGGCGACCAAUUAAUGUCAAUUUAGAAGAUCGUCUGUACAACGUAACAAUCACACUAUCUAAUUCCUGCUGGUCAGGAUGGCAUCUAAAGAGAAAAUCAAGAAGAAGAAGAAGUCUCAUUCACCUGCUGUGAAGAGGAAGCACAAAUCACCGGCAAAGGUUGUUGAGGAUUUUAGAGAUGAGGAGGAAGAAACUAUUCAAGACUUGCAGGGUUCUCAAGUGUCUGUAAAGUCUGCGGCGCAUGAAAACAUCAAAGACAAUACAGAAAAGGAAGUUCAUUUUGCCCCUCAGUCCAGCAGUGGAAGUCCACAGACAAGUUCUUCAGAGGCAAGGAGGACAAAGAAAGAUCUGGUUGAGCAGAAGCUUGGCAAAGAUAAGUCAAAGAAAGAUGUGCCUCCAACCUCUCCCAUCACAGCCGUCCAGGUGGCCCAGGGUAGCACUGUCUCACUACGAUCAAACUUGUCAAGGGCUUCAAAAGAGGCUUGGGUAGAGACAAGCCCAAAGGAUGUUGCAGCUCACUCUAGGUCUGCUUCCGCCAGUAAAUCAUCGUCUCUAGUUAGCUUAAAGGAUGCUUCGGGACAGGAAAGCAACAAAGUGGAAGUGGAGGAGGACAGCCCAGAGAAGCAUGCCUAUGUUCCUUACCUGUACGCGCGCAACUGCAUCGCCAAGGUGAUGGAGGACAUGAAGGCUAUGAAGUCUAGCCACAUCAUCAUUGUGGAGAACAUACAGGAGCAGUACAGCAGCAUCGAGACUGAGACUCAGGAGCAGUUCAACAUGUUUGUUCUGUGCAUUCGUGAAGAGUAUUCCAAGAAGCGUAAGUGUUUCCGUCAAGUGAUCGAUGCUCAUCAGGUCGAGUUGGACAAGAAGGAGAAAUACUGGAACGAAAUGCUCACAAGUCUAGCGGAGAGGAACAAUCGGUUGCUAAGGGAAAAGAAGAUACUGUUGGUGCACAGUAAGACAGAGAUAGAGAGGCUGGAGAGAGAAAAGGUUGAGUUAUCCCAGAAAUUGACAGGGGCUCAAACAUCAGCAGUGGCUGUGGCAGCGGUACCCAGCGCCUGGGAGGAGGAGCGCAAGGUGCUUCAGGACAUGCUGGAAAGUGAGAAGGCCACAGUGGCCAGCCUGCGCCACCAGCUGACCAAUCAGGGGCCUCUGUCCCGCACUAUUGAGGCCGCGCCCACCCAGGGGAAGAAGGAGGUCGCUGUGGUUGAGUCAAAGCAGAUGGCUGCUGCAUCGGGGGCAGGAUUCAGUGGAGGAGCACUGGCUGCGGCAGGUGCACUGACCGUUGCCCGUGACAACAAGAAGCAAAUGGAGAAGGAACGCCAGGAAAUCGUGGAUGAGCGGGCAGACAUCGUCGCCGAGCGGGAGAAAUUUGAGGAGGAGAGAGCCAUAUUUGGUGUGGAGAGGACAAAAUGGUUGGCUGAGAUUGCAGCCCUACAGACUGAGAUGGGGGUUAAGAAUGUGAGUGGAGAGGAGUGGAAGGUGAAGUAUGAGGUGUUGAAGGGCCGGCUGGAGGAGGCUGCGGGUAUUCAGGCCAAGUACCUCACACUGGAGAACCAGUACCAGGCCCUGGCUCUGCUGGUCAAGGACUCAGACACCAAGGCUGCUAACCAGGUGGCCCUGCAGAAGACUUCAGAAGAGCGUCAGCUGAUGGCCAAAGAGAAGUCCUCCAUAGAUAAGGACAUUGCCAAGUGGGAGAAAGACUUUGAGAAAUCCAACGGCCGCAAGCCCUCUGAGGAUGACAAACCAGACAGUGUGAAGGAGAUGUACACAACCCGCAGCGAGGUUGAGUACAUGGUUACCUCCCUUGAGAAAAAAGAGAGCACCCUAAAGCAGGUGGAGAGUGGGAAGGUUCCGGAAGUACCCGAGGUGGUUCAUACCCCUAUCGACACCCGUGACCCAGAGGUGGUCACUAUACAGGUGAAGGUUCCCGACCCAGAGGUGAUUAGAGAGCUGGAGAGGUACCAGUCUGAGGUGGGUACGGUGAAGACAGAGGUCACCAAACUACAGGAGCACAUCACCACCCUGCGCACGGAGAUAUCUACCCAGAAUACAAUCAUCCAGACACAGAAGACGACCAUAUCCGAGUUGGAGCACAAGAUAGCCACUAUGCAGGCAGAGGGAGUCACAGGAGGCGUGGGCAUGCUGGCUGGAUCAUCGGUCUCAGAGGAGGAGCUUGAAAGGCUGAAGGAGGAGAAUCGUAAUCUCCGUCGAGACAUGAAGAAGAUCCUGAAGCAGUAUGAGCGCCUUGCUAAGAGUCAGGCCGACAGUGGACAAUCAGGCACGGUUGCCGAUGACGAUGCUAUGGCUACCCUUGACAACAAGAUUGCUGACCUGGAGGCAGAGAACGAGGCUCUGAAAUCAGAGAGACUCCUCUUGAGAGAGAAAGUCAAGACAAUCACGGAGACGAUCACGGUGACCCACUUUGAGGACAACAAGAAGUCCCUUGAAGAGAAGGACAGGAAGAUUGGUGACCUGCUCAAUGAGCUGACAAAACUGCGAGAGGAGAAUGUGUCCAUGGCGAAGGACAUGAAGAAGAUGUUCAAGACUCACAUGAAGACCAAGGCGCGCAUGGAGGAACUGGUGUCUGCAGAGAAGGCAGCAAGGCUACUGGAGAGAAUUGCCAUGCUGAUCCAUGAGAUCCACUUGGAGGUGCCAGCGGCUGCAUGGAAGGUCAAUGAGAGGCUGGAGGGCACACUUCCAGAGGUCAAGGCCACCAAACAGGUGCUGGAUGAGAAACAGGCAGCGUACCAGAAGUGGCUGGAUAAGUACCAGAAGAAACAUGGCAAGGCACCGGGCAAGGAAGACAGGGAUAAGGAAGGGGAGGAUAUUCAUGAUGACUGGGAGCAGGCCAAGUCAGACUACAAGGACAGACACCUGCACAUGUCUGCUUUGAAGGUCAUGCAGACUGGAGAGAUAUCAGAGGAUGUGGGUCGAGAUGAGACCGAAUCUAAAGCUGAGGUGGAGAUAGCAAGCCUGGAGAAAGCUUUGGCUGUCGCAGACAACCGAUUGAUUGACCUGGAGGCGGCGAACAAAAACGUCGCUAAUGACCGCGACCGAUAUAAGGAGAAGGUUGAAGAGCUGGAGAAGAUGCUAGAAGAGUCGAUGAAGCAGGUCGAGCUCAAUGCAGCACUGCUUGCUGACUCACAGAGCACUGCCGAGCUGACAGAACAACUGAAUGACCUGCAGAGGAAGUCUGACACGUUUGAGUCAGAGUUGAUGCAGGAGCGGAUGUCUCACGUGAACACAAGGGAUGAACUGGAGACUCUACGAAAGCAGCUUGGCACGGCCAAGGAGGAGGCAAACAACGAGAGACAAGGGGUGGAGACCCGCCUAGCUGCCGUCAGGAACGAGAUGGAGGCCAAGCUGAGCAUCAGGGAGGAGGAGCUUCAGGGCCUCAAGGACAGGAAUGGCAAACUGGAGGCAGAAAGACUGUCCAAGCUUCCUCCUGACACUGCAGCAGAGCUGAGAGAAAUGCAGGAUAAACUGAAACAAGUUGAGCAGGACUCCAACAGUUCCAAGUCUUCGUCUGCUGCACUGGUUGCCAAGGUCGCGGAGUUGACCUCUGCCCUUGAUGUGACCUCAAAGAACCUGGAGACCACACGUGCUGCUAACAGGGAACUGGAGGCAAAGGUGAAGGCAGGUCGCCAUGAGAAGGACCUGGAGACCAAGCGUGUCUCCAAGCACAUGGAGGAGAAGCAGAACAAGGCCGCCAGCGAGGACAAACAACGCAUCGCUCUCCUCGUAAAACGGGUCAAGGAGCUGGAGUCAGCUGCCGGGAAAGGAACGCCAGUGGUUGCUGCAGGGGCUGCAGCAGCAGGUGGGGCUGAUAAGGGCGAGGUGUUGAAGCUGCGUCGUGAGAUCAAGGACCAGGCAGCGGAGAUCAAACGUCUUGAGAAGGAGCUCAAGCUGGCCGGCCCAGGGGGCGCUGCUGUCUCUGCCAAGGACGCUGUGGCCGAGAAAAACAAGCAGGCCAAGCAAGAGAAAGUUCUCAAAGAGAUGGAAAAGAGGCUGGAAAUGGAGAAGGAAAAGUCUGAUAAAAUCAUGGAAGGCCUCAAGGCUGCUGAUGAUGAAAACAAAGAACUCAAAAAGGAGCUGGAGAGCCGUGAGAGGAAAGUGGAGAAGCUGACAGGGGAGUUGAAGACCAUUGGUCUGGCUGCUCGGGAGGGCAUAGAAGCUGCAGCCAAGGUGAAGGAGCUCACAGCAGAGCUGGAGAAACUGGGCGAGGAAAAUGUGGUCCUCACCAAGAACUUUGAGAGUGAACGGGUGCUGCGGAAGAAGUACUACAACAUGGUGGAGGACCUGAAGGGGAAGAUUCGAGUCUACUGCAGGGCUCGACCUAUGAGCAAGUCCGAACUCGACAGGGGUAACAAGAGCGUGCUCAACUCCUCUGACGAGUACAGUCUCGCUGUGCAAGCUCUCCGUGGGGUCAAGGACUUCCAGUUUGACUCGGUCUUCAUGGAAGACUCCACACAGGAGAAGAUCUUUGAGGACACUAAUAACUUGAUCCAGUCUGCUGUGGACGGCUACAAUGUGUGUAUCUUUGCCUACGGACAGACUGGUUCAGGGAAGACAUUCACAAUGAUUGGUGACCGGGAUCAGAAGUAUCCUGGCAUAGCACCUCGGGCAUUCAACAGGAUAUUUGAAUUGGCAGAGGAACAGAAGACAAAGUUUGUGAUGCGAGUUGAGACGUAUAUGAUGGAGUUGUACAAUGACAAACUGAUUGACCUGUUUGCCCGACCUGGCACUGUUGAUGAUGAGAAGCUGGAGAUUAAGAAGGACAAGAAGGGCUUGGUGUACGUGCAAGGGGCCAUUGUGAAGCCUGCGCGCAACUCAAAGGAGCUCUUUGCCCUCUUUGAGGAGGGUUCUACCAACCGACACGUUGCUUCCACAAAGAUGAAUGCUGAGAGCUCCAGGUCCCAUCUCGUCAUUGGCAUCAUCCUGGAGUCCACCAAUCGAAACACAGGCAAUGUCACCAGAGGAAAGUUGAGUCUGGUGGAUUUGGCAGGCAGUGAAAGAGUGGCAAAGACACAAGCAGGGGCAGAACAACUCAAGGAGGCCAUGUCCAUCAACAAGUCCCUAUCUGCCCUUGGCGAUGUGAUAUCGGCCCUGAGCAGUGACCAGCAGUUCAUCCCCUACCGCAACAACAAGCUCACAAUGCUCAUGCAGGACUCCCUUGGCGGAAACGCCAAGACCCUCAUGUUUGUAAACAUCUCCCCAGCAGACUACAACAUGGAGGAAACUGUUAUAUCCCUCACUUAUGCCUCAAGAGUGAAACUGAUCACAAAUGACGCAUCCAAGAAUGCUGACAACAAGGAAAUUGCCAGACUCAAGAAUGUUAUUGCCAAGCUGAAGAAGGGAGAAGCUGUAGAGGAGGACGUUGAGGAAGCAUAAUCUACAAGACAUGAUCCAAAUAGUCUUACACAGGAUUGCAAAGAAAUACAAUCUACUAUACGAACAUUUUUUACAAAGAAGUUUGUGAAUUAUGAUCAACCAGCUACAAACCAAAAUAUUGACACAGCAGCUAAAAAAAUAUGAUCUAUAAGAUUGAAACGGCAUAUUUGUGCAACAACUCAUUUAAUAGUGUUGUAAAAGUUAUUUAAUAUUCUUAUAUAAGAAGUGUUUUAAUAGAACCUUUUAAGAUUUAUAAAAUGCAUAGUAGUUUUUACUGAUAUACUUAACUAAGGAAGUCAGCUUUGUAUAAUACCGGUAUUUCUCUCUAUUCAAUGUAAAAGAUUUAUGAUAAUGUGCACUAUCUGGAUAUUGAGUUAGAAUAGAAUUAACUGUUUAUAUACCAGCAUGUGUAGAACUAAACUGUUUUGUGAUCAGACUUGUAAACACCAUUUUUUGUUUUUCAGAAAAUGUAAAUUGAUAUGCUGACUUUUAUAAAUACACCCUUUAUACUUGUUUCCAUAUUUUGAAACAUAAUGUGCAUGUGAUUCCGCUGUAAACAAUUAAGCUUGAUUUCAGGAUGUAAAUUUCUCAAUUGAACUUUUGCCAACGAUGUUUAUCAAACUUAAUUGAUUUUAAUGAUUUGUUUUCUAGGUUAAUGAUAAUCCAUAUAUAUUAAAAAAAUUAUUAUGAAUGCUACACAAAAAAGCUUUUUUAAAAAAUUUUAUGUCCUGAUAUUUACAUGAAAAUGUUUUAAAAAGAAGUAGAGUACAGUAUUUUAAAAAAAGUAUGUCAAUUGCCUUAACGCAUAAUGUGUUUGUCAAUAAAUUAGUUUAACAGACAUUAACUUAUACAAUGUAUGUUCAGUAAUUAGUAUGUAUGCUAUCUCAUAGCACAAUUAUUUAACAAAUGGAUUGAAAGUACAUUAUCUUAUUGUUCAUAUGUUUGUGUUACUUUUGACUAAUAUGCACAUUCUUUACUAGUAAAGGUAGUCAUAAACUGAUAAAUUUCACUGCACAUUGACCGGCAUAUAUUUUGAUGCUAAAUUUAGUAAAUUAACUACCAAAUCUGUCUUUUGUGAGAUUAACUUGUUUGAUUGCAUUUGAUUUUGAUUAACAUUUCUGUGAUAUCUUAUAUUUUUGCUUUUUUGUAGACAUUCUUAUAAUAUCGUCCUCAAUGUAAAUGAUAACUGUAUUAGUUUAUAUUUGUAAAUUAAUAACAUGAAUAGAAUAAACCUUUAAAUACUGGGGGUUGGUAUGUACUAUUGAUAACACAUGAUAGUUUUGCUUUUUUUGUUCUUAUUAUUUUAUUUGUUAAGCUAAGCUUUAAAAAAAACUUUUAUUUUUGUAAAUUUUGAUUUUUUCUUAAUGAGUUUUAUUCUAUUUUUGGUCUGUUGUCUCAAUGUCGAUAUAUAGUGAAUAGCAUCUUUAAUGUACUUCUUAUUAUGUAUAAAAAGACCACUUAUGUGGCACUCAGAAAGUUGUUUGAGGUGUGUGUAAAGAUUUUGUAUUUACAUUGUGGCAGGUCCGUCCAUGUUAUAUACAUGUAUUGUGAUAUAUUUGUGUGUUAAGUGAAUUUCGGCUGGUCCUAUUGUGGUUUGCAAACUUUUAUAUUUUACUAAACUUAUCUAUUGUUGGCAAGCUAAUUUCUUGCCAUGUACUGGAAAGAAAAUAUUCAUUGUUUUAAUUAUUGCUUAUUUUGUCCAUCCAUUUAGACAAUAAAACAUACAUAAUUAUGUCUUGCAUUUAAUGUAACAGAAAGGAUAAAACUACUGCAGAAAAACAUUACUGUUGAUUUUAUUAUUGUUAUUAUCUUUCUUUUUCUCAAUAAAAUUUCUUUAAAAUA
This is a messenger RNA of Dreissena polymorpha, 7268 nucleotides long. RefSeq names its product restin homolog. Gene Ontology annotation, molecular function: ATP binding; microtubule motor activity; microtubule binding. Lineage: Eukaryota; Metazoa; Mollusca; Bivalvia; Myida; Dreissenidae. Gene Ontology annotation, biological process: microtubule-based movement. The record is from RefSeq and is a predicted model, not a curated record. Bases 114 to 5426 code for a protein of 1770 amino acids. The transcript has 42 exons.